Daldinia childiae is the source of this 354-nucleotide messenger RNA. RefSeq lists its product as uncharacterized. The coding region runs from base 1 to 354 and encodes 117 amino acids. NCBI's taxonomy places the organism in Eukaryota, Fungi, Ascomycota, Sordariomycetes, Xylariales, Hypoxylaceae. The transcript has a single exon. The record is from RefSeq and is a predicted model, not a curated record.
AUGCCUUCAACACCUUCUACCUCUAAGGGCGAUAGCCGCAAGCGCAACUCGCCCAGACAUCGUAACCCAGUUCCCAAGCAAGCAAAUUCCAAGCGCGUCCAAAUAACACACCAGCAAGAAUUGGCGCUCAAAUUCCACGAUAAACCCAACGGAGCUAGGCUGGGACUGCACUGGGAUUUUGUCCGAGGGAAGAAUGUGGCUUAUAUAAAAGACCACUUCACCGGCGCUGUCCGACCAGCGAUAAUGAAGGACGACAUGUACGACAACAUGUCAAAAGAAAAGCUCGAAGAGCAUCGCCGGUAUCACCAACAAAUGAUCGAAUCCUUACGGAACGAGGAGGAAAACAAGUCUUAA